Cavia porcellus (domestic guinea pig) is the source of this 4369-nucleotide messenger RNA. It is a transcript of the gene Pla2g3, whose product is annotated as phospholipase A2 group III. Gene Ontology annotation, biological process: arachidonate secretion; phospholipid metabolic process. The record is from RefSeq and is a predicted model, not a curated record. The coding region runs from base 217 to 1713 and encodes 498 amino acids. The transcript is spliced from 7 exons. Lineage: Eukaryota; Metazoa; Chordata; Mammalia; Rodentia; Caviidae. Gene Ontology annotation, molecular function: A2-type glycerophospholipase activity.
GCACUCCUCAGCCAAUCAGUGCCCUGCCUGGGUGGUGGAUUUGGUUACAAGCCCAAGAUCACUGCAUACUCCUUCCUCCUCCUGCUGCAGCUUCAUUCAUUGGCCCCUGUCACACGGCCACAGAGCCCUGCUGGGUAUUGCUUCCGGCUGCAGCCUCAUGGGCUGGCAGGGACAGGCAUUAGGGAGCUUUGUCUGACCAGGCUGGGCUCAGUCAAAAUGAAGGUUCUGACAGUGCUGUUGGGGAUGCUGGGUUUCUUGGGGGUGGUUCCAGAGAGCUCUGCUGCCCACUACUGGGAAAACAGCUCCUGCUACUACUGGAACAUGCCCAUCCCUGGCAGCCCUCUGGGGUCCCUGAGCUUCCUGGCCAAGGAUGCUCAGGGUCUGGCUCUGUUCCAUGCCCACUGGGAUGCUCAUGGAAGGCUGCAGGUAUGCAGCUGGCAGGAUGAACCGGAGCUCAUUGAAGUUUUCAGUGAUCUCUGUGCUCAUGAGCCCACCCGGGGCUUCUUUAUCCACAAGCCAGGAUCAGAGCUGCUGAGAGCACUUGCCUCACUUUACAGUCAGUGGGAGACCUGCCAAGGGCCCUCAGGGGCCAGGGUGAAGCGAGCAGCAGAGCAGAGUGGAGCACCAGGCAGAAGGCACCUGCGAAUGAAGAGAGGAUGGACCAUCCCUGGCACACUGUGGUGUGGAGUGGGAGACUCUGCUGGGAACUCCUCAGAGCUGGGGAUCUUCCAGGGGGCCGAUCUCUGCUGCAGAGAACAUGACCACUGCCCACAGAAUAUCUCACCUUUGCAGUACAAUUAUGGCAUUCGAAACUUUCGAUUUCACACCAUCUCCCAUUGCGACUGUGAUGCCAGGUUCCAGCAAUGCCUGAGGAACCAGCAUGACUCCAUCUCAGACAUCGUGGGUGUGGCCUUCUUCAACGUGCUGGAGAUUCCCUGCUUUGUGCUGAAGGAGCAGGAGGCGUGUGUGGAGUGGUACUGGUGGGGCCGGUGUAAAACAUAUGGUUCAGUGCCCCUUGCUCACCUCCAGCCCGGGACCUUUUACAAUGCUUCUUGGAACUCCCCGGCCACCUCCCUGCCUCCCAGUUCCCAGAGCCCAGCCCACACCAAACCUCAAUGGAAGCUGCACCCUCAGAAGACUCGAUCGCAGCAGAAAGUGUCUAGGCAGCCAAGCACAGCCAAUGCCACAGUCUUCCAGGCCCCUGUGGUCUCCUCCAGACCUGAUGUGACCCUAACAGCCCAGUUGGUGGCCUUUCAUCCAGCCCUUGAUGGUCUGCAGAGUGGCCCCAAACCUCAUAGCACUCGCUGGGCCUGUAGCAGCUUCCUCCUCCUGGACCAAUGUGAGCACCAAAUCAGGCCCCAGGAAGCCAAGUUCCAGCUGCUGAACAGUGCCCACAAGCCCCUCUUCCACUGCAACUGCACACGCCGCCUGGCACGCAUCCUGAAGCUCCACAGACCACCUGCAGGUGCCAACAUGCUUUGGAAGUGGCUGGGCACCACCUGCUUCAAGCUGGCCCCUCCACUGGAUUGUGCUGAGGAUAAAGGCUGCUCCAGAGAACCCAGAGCCAUCAAGGUGUCAGCUCGGCAUUUGUUGAGACUUCAGCAGAGACAACUCCAACUCCAGGAUAAAGGCACUGAUAGGGGGCAGGCAUGGCCUUUGCAACCCUCAAUGUCAUUCUAUAAUCAAUGCCUGCAGCUUACUCAGGCAACCUAGAGACCCAAAGGGCAGCAAAAGUUCUACAGUUAGUGACCUCAGUUUCCGCUUUCCUAGGCACCAGUUUGCACCUUGUUCCUGGCUUCCUGGGAAUCUUGGCUUCCUCUCCAUAGGUUAGACUGCAGCAUGGCAGAGGCUGUUAAGGACAACCAGGAGGCUGCACAGAGGGGAACACCAGGCCCAAAUGCCAGAUCACAUUUCCUGCUGUGCUGGAUGACCUUGAGCUGGUGAUACAACAUCUCUGUGCCUGGAAAUGGUGUUCAAAAGGCUUGCUCUGAUGAGCGUGGGCCUUGUCUGGGAACUUUACAUACAGAUAGAGAUGGGGAAGGGUAACUUAUUGCAGCAGCACCUGCAGGCUCCAGGAAAAGGUACAUGUAUAUUCAUGUUGCAACAUUAAUACAGAACUCAAGAAUCUGCUUAGGGGAGCCCUAGCACCUGGCUAUGAGACCUGGGGCAGUAGGAGAGAAAUUAGGGAUGUCACAGAAAUACUUGCAUCUGAAUCCAGGAUGGGGGUCCUGGAAAGACAUUUUGAACUCUGCUUCUCCCAGGGAGGCUCUUUCUUUUAAUAGUUGCUGUAUCUUUUCUAGACCAUUCUUCUGGACCAUUCUUUUUGUGCUAAACCUAAAUUCAAAUCUCUUUUAUACCCUUGGAAAGGGACCCCCCUCUCCCUACUCUGAGCCUUGGUUCUCUCAUCUGAAAAAGGGAUUGUAAACAUGAGCUACCUCAAGUGUUGUUGAAGAUUAAGUGAACUAACUUUACAUAUAUAUAUAUAAAAUUAAAAUCUUGCUUAACACUCAGUAAACAUUUUCUCCCUUUGGCACACAGCCAAACUGUCUGAUCUUGAGAGGCUGACAUAAUCUCCUAGAGGCCUCAGUUUGCUCAUUUGUAAAAUGUUUCUAGGAAUGGCACUGAGCCCACAGGGUGUGGGAUAGAUCAGAGAUGCCAUAUAUCCUGUAUAUAACUGGUGCCUGGCAAAUAUCAGCCCUGUCAUUCUCUUGCCUCUUUAGUCCCUGCUUCGGACUGACCACCCCCAGGCCUGAACUGCUAACAAGUUAGGAAGGAGCCAGGAGUGAAGCUGGAGAAUUUAAUUCCUGAUGGGUGACCUCCGGGAUUGGGAAAUCUGUCAUAUUUCCCCCACCAUCCCAGAUGGGGGCCCAGGCGGGGCUUUGCUGAUUGUCACAGUUGAGGUGCCAGUUGGCCACCCCUGGCUAGGACAGAGGUGGGUACAGAUACAGUUGGAGUGGCAGCAGGAAAGAGGCAGAUGGGUUUAUGAAAGAUUGAGGCGGUGUGGGGCCAUUUUGGGCCCAUCUACCUACCUGGCCCUCAGGGUCCCAGACCCCCUUCCUCCAGCCCCUGCCUGCCCUGGGGGCUAGGAGACAGGCUGUCAGGGUCAGGGGCCUCCUGACCAGGUCCCCAGGGCCCGCCACCACCAGGAUCUACAGUCUCUAGGCGCAAGGCAGGCAGCACGCCUAGGCUUCGAGGCACAGUUGAUGGGAAGGCCCAGGGGCCAGGCAGCGCAGAGGGCCCUUCUUCACUGCUGCCUCGGCUGCUGUUGCCAUUGCUCCUGCCAUUGCUCCUAUCGGGGGCUGCACGGGGUAACUGGCGGCUUUGGGGUGAGGGGCUACGGCUGGCACCACGACGUUCACGGGAUGAGGGCCGCAGGGCAAAACUGGGGAAACGGGCCAGUCCUGGGCUGCGGCUACGAUGUCGCUUGGACUUGCCAGGACUGGGGCUGCGGGACUUGGGUGCGAGAAGCUCCAGAGUGCUGUCAUCCUCACCCUCCGAGGAGGUCCCCGAGCUGUCUGUGCUGCUGCUGCUGCUGGCUGACUUCGAGGUAGGCAGCGAGAUCUGGGGGAAUACUGGUCACAGGGGCAUCCCACUCCUCAUGGCCAUUAAGGCCUCUUGGAACCACUUCCCCCCUCCCCAUUGGCAGACCUUCUGGUCUGGCUAUUGGUUUGACAUCACAGAGUAGAAUGUGGAGGCUGUGGCACUAAAUAGGGCUAUUUGCCCCUCCCUCUGAGCCCUACAGUGUGACCUAUUUACCUGAAAGGGUUCAGUGACACCGAUGAGGAUGCUGUGGUUGUGACUGUAAUAGCCCAGGAUGAAGUCUCCAUGGCCCUUGGGUAGUGAUUCCUCACUGAAUGUCACCUGGUGGGCUCAGGGAUAUAAGCCAAAAUUGGGGUGAGAGGGCAGGCUCAGGACCCCCCAAACUGAGUCCCGAGUUCCCCAAGGCAAUGGUAGUUUUUCUUUUCUUCCCCUCCUUUUAAGUACCUGGAAGAUAGUCCCGUCCACAUCUUCAUGUUUGGCCCAUACAUAGGCCACAUAAUCCUUGCAGUGGCGAAAACCCACCUGGGGCAAGAGGGAUCAGGGUUGUGACUCCUCAUUCUAAUUCCAGCAGGCCCCCAGGGUAGCAUCAAACUCUGGACCAGCCAGUGACCCAACCCUGCCUUAGUGCCUAGCUGUUCCCCCAGACCCCUUCCUCCCCUAAGACACUGACUCCCCUGCUCUGCUCACCCGGUACAAGCCGAUCCAGUCCCAGGAACUUCGGGCAAACACUGUUUCCAUGCGGUACCUCACCACAGCCUGCUCUGGUCGUACCCACUCAUCUGCCACCUCCAGCCGUACCAGUGGCACGUCGUCCCUGAAGGCAAACUGC